AUGGCCACAAACAAGACGACGAAGGCGAAGGUUUCGCCCGCUACACAUCUGAUUGCUGGUGGUAUCGCCGGUUUUGCUGAGGCUUGCACAUGCCACCCGCUCGACACCAUCAAGGUGCGCAUGCAGCUCUCUCGCAGGGGCCGUGGUACAGGUGAGAAGCCCCGCGGCUUCUUCGCUACCGGUCUGCACAUCAUCCGUCGCGAGUCGCCCCUUGGUCUGUACAAGGGUCUGGGUGCCGUCAUCGCCGGUAUCGUGCCAAAGAUGGCCAUCCGUUUCAUGAGUUUCGAGCAGUACAAGCUCAUGCUUGCGAACAAGCAGACGGGUGUUACCAGCCCACAGGGUGUCUUUUUGGCUGGUCUGCUUGCCGGUACCACGGAAGCUGUGGCCGUCGUCAACCCCAUGGAGGUCGUCAAGAUCCGUCUGCAGGCCCAGCAGCACUCGCUGGCUGACCCGCUCGAGAAGCCCCGCUACCGCAACGCUGCCCACGCUCUGUAUACUAUCAUUCGUGAGGAAGGUUUCAUGACCCUCUACCGUGGUGUGGCAUUGACUGCUGCCCGUCAGGCUACGAACCAGGCUGCCAACUUCACUGCCUACCAGGAGCUCAAGGCCUUGGCACAGCGUGUGCAGAACACGACAGACCUGCCUUCGUACGAGACGGCUGUGAUCGGUCUCAUUUCUGGUGCCCUCGGUCCGUUCUCGAACGCCCCGAUCGAUACCAUCAAGACCCGUAUCCAGCGUGCUAGCAAGGUCGAGGGCGAGACCGCCAUUAGCCGUGUCGUUAAGGUCGCCAGCGAGAUGUUUGCUCAGGAGGGUGUCAGUGCCUUCUGGAAGGGUAUUACCCCGCGUGUCGCCCGUGUGGCCCCGGGUCAGGCUGUGGUCUUCACAAUCUACGAGAAGGUGAAGGGUAUGAUCGAGAACACCGGUACCACUACUGUGCCCGCUGUGACGAAGCAAUAA
This is a messenger RNA of Malassezia pachydermatis, 957 nucleotides long. Its product is annotated as succinate:fumarate antiporter. The transcript is spliced from 2 exons. The coding region runs from base 1 to 957 and encodes 318 amino acids. Gene Ontology annotation, biological process: succinate transport; fumarate transport; transmembrane transport. NCBI's taxonomy places the organism in Eukaryota, Fungi, Basidiomycota, Malasseziomycetes, Malasseziales, Malasseziaceae. The record is from RefSeq and is a predicted model, not a curated record.